This is a messenger RNA of Candoia aspera, 947 nucleotides long. It is a transcript of the gene LRRC61, whose product is annotated as leucine rich repeat containing 61. The record is from RefSeq and is a predicted model, not a curated record. Lineage: Eukaryota; Metazoa; Chordata; Lepidosauria; Squamata; Candoiidae. Gene Ontology annotation, molecular function: protein binding. Bases 1 to 798 code for a protein of 265 amino acids. The transcript has a single exon.
AUGGAGACCCGGAGCGAGAGAGGCGACCAGGUGGAGGACGGGAAGGUCACUGCCCAGCUGCUGAAGAGCAGGACAGGCGAGUUCGACCUGGAGUCCAUCCUGCUGCUCAAGCUGAGGGGCCUGGGCCUCCUAGAGCUCGGCUGCCUUGGGGAGUGUGCCAGCCUGGAGUGGCUGGACCUGUCCGGCAACGCCCUCACCCACCUGGGCCCCCUGGCCGCGCUCAAAGCCCUGGCCGUCCUCAACAUCUCCUCCAACCGCAUCUCCAGCCUGGAGCCCCUCGGGGGCUGCGCGAGCCUGCAGAGCCUCAAUGCAGCCGGCAACUCCCUGUGCAGCCUGCAGCAGCUGCAGUGCUUGGUGGGGCUGCGGCACCUGGAAAACCUGCGCUUCCGCAAUGCUGUGGGCUGCCUCAGCAACCCCUUCUGCACCUCAGUGGGCUACCCGGCAGCUGUGGCCGAGAUGUUCCCCUGGGUCAAGGUGAUCGACGGCAACCGGGUCUCCGGGCAUGGCAGCGAGCUGUACCAGCUCUGCAAGGACCUCGACUGCUCCCUGCUGCAGCGCUUCCAUGGUGCCAAUGGCGCCGGUUCUUACGAGCCAGCCGGCCAGGCCCAGCCGUGGGUAGAGGAAGGCUACUGGGCUGCCCAGCCGGCCAGGAGAAGCUCCAUCGUGGAAGAGGCUUACAAGCAGUUCAACGAGGCCCUCCUGGAAUGCCGGGAGCUGAACAAGCGGGCCGACCACACCAUCUGCCAGGCUGAGCGGGCGCUUGGUGGGCGUCCCAAUGCCAACUCCUACCUCUUUUGAACCCUGGCAAGAGGACGGCCCCCACUGCUGACCUCCAGAGGUGUUGCGACUGCAGCUGGGGAGGGGACGCUGGGAACUGUUCUCCCAACACAUUUCGCCUAACCCUCACCCCUCUGCCCUGCAGCUCAUUUUUUCUGACCCCUCAGGAA